AUGGACUUGCCGCCUCCCCAUGUGAUCGACUACGCUUUGGAAAGCUAUUCAUAUUCUGUGCAUUGGUUCAUGCUGUUAUUGCAUGAACCUUCUUUGAACGCUGAACUUAAAGGGCUUAUCACCACGGGCUUUGUCCGCGCCGAUCGAAUCUCUUUUCUGAUUCUCGUUGUCUUGGUCAUUGGUAUAGGCGCGAAGUACUCAACCAGAUCCGAAGCUGAAGCGAGAUGCCCGGGGUUUGACAUGGACAGGCUUGGAAACCAGCUCAUCCGCAAAGCAGAAGAACGACUUCUUGAUGUCUUCGAUCAACCCAGCAUUGAGGCUGUCCAAAUCUCGAUCCUUCUAUCGUCAUACUAUGUCUACCAUAGCAGACCAAAUCGCAGCUUUGCCUUGGUGGGGAGUGCAUUGAAAGUUGCUCAAGCGUUAGGACUGCAGCAGGAAUCACGCUGGAAGAUGGACGACCCUGUCCUGCGAGAGGUAUGGCGGCGGCUAUGCUGGGCACUUUAUACGGCCGAGGUGUUUAGUGCCAUCUCAUUUGGGACUCCCUGUAACGUCCAUGACAGUGACUGGGACGUUUCUUUCCCCGGAAACAUCGAUGAUACCUCAACAACUUGCCCUGGUUUUGAUUCGAUUGAACGGUACGAGGAUGAAGCAUUCGGGCCAGUUACCAUAGCAUCCUACCAGAGAUACAAGUUUCGACUGUAUCGGAUCGCCUCUACAAUCACUCGCAACAUCUAUCUCCGGAGUGGAGCAACGCUUCCUGAAGUUGUCCGAGAAAUCAAAGCGAUCAAUCACCGCCUGUUACAGUGGGAAAAAUGUAUACCGCCGGAAUUGCGGCUCAAGAAUUUAAAGUACAGCAGCACCGACAGGACGAGUACGAGCACCAUCCGAACCUUCCAGCUUCAAGCGCUAGCCCUUCAACUCUCUUAUGACAAUAUUCAAUUGGUACUGCAUAGGCCUCUAUUGACGAUAAACCGCGUCCCCCGGUCUCCCCAUGCAGCACCACAAGUAGGCAAUGAUCCAGACCAAAUGGUACUGCACACUAGCAUUGAAGCGGUUGAUACGACGAUGAUCAGGACAAGUAAGUACCAAUGCUGGGUUUCGUCGAUGAGAACAUCAAAGAUUGGCGAACACGCCGAGAUCCUGGCUGCUGCUCAAAACACUCAUGGAGCAGCUUACGCUGGGAUCCAGUCCUUCACCGCUGGUGUUGUCCUUGGCAUCUUCGCUCUCUCCGAUCCCAGCUCAGAUCAGGCUCAUCAAGCGAAACGUGCGGUGGGCAGGAUCAUCAAGCUGCCUCAGCUACAUCGAUUUCGCACAACGGUGUCUGAUCAGUGUGGUGUAAUUCUGGAAGAGCUUAUCCGGUUGAUCCUCGCGGAAGAGAUGAAGGCCUUAUUGACAGAAGCAGAGUCGUCAGGUCAGGACCGUGCACAGAACAGGCUCGUCGCUGAAUAUCCUCUCAUCGAUGAGCUUUCCCCGCUCAUGAAGCCUUACGGAGUGCAGUCUCCUAACAAUGAAAACAACGUGCCGGCGCAAGAUGGUAGUAUCUUUGGCGGGACUGGUAUAGACGCGCCUGAGCUGUUUUCCCACCCCGCGGGCGAACUGCCCCGGGAUAUCGGCUCAGGCAACUUCAGUGACGCUCUUCUUUCUCUACAAGAUGGUUUGAUGCCCUUAGGCCUGUCUUUCACCCCUUUCUAA
Fonsecaea nubica is the source of this 1692-nucleotide messenger RNA. RefSeq lists its product as hypothetical. The coding region runs from base 1 to 1692 and encodes 563 amino acids. The record is from RefSeq and is a predicted model, not a curated record. Gene Ontology annotation, biological process: DNA-templated transcription. Gene Ontology annotation, molecular function: zinc ion binding; DNA binding. NCBI's taxonomy places the organism in Eukaryota, Fungi, Ascomycota, Eurotiomycetes, Chaetothyriales, Herpotrichiellaceae. The transcript has 2 exons.